Messenger RNA from Sesamum indicum (sesame), 2291 nucleotides. RefSeq names its product thylakoidal processing peptidase 1, chloroplastic. The record is from RefSeq and is a predicted model, not a curated record. Gene Ontology annotation, biological process: thylakoid membrane organization. Gene Ontology annotation, molecular function: serine-type endopeptidase activity. Gene Ontology annotation, cellular component: chloroplast thylakoid membrane. NCBI's taxonomy places the organism in Eukaryota, Viridiplantae, Streptophyta, Magnoliopsida, Lamiales, Pedaliaceae.
UCCAGUCUACGUUGUUGAAUUUUUGGCCACUCCCAAAUCCCCCCCCUCCUGCCAUCUAGCCAUUCCUCCCCUUUCUCCGGAAAAGCUCCGCCCUGUCUCCGCCGCGUCUGAGGCUACGUUUUUCCGGGUUUUUACUUGGUACCCUUCUCAGCUUCCGCUUCUACCCACUGAUAUAAGCUCACCUUUCAAUUCCACUCUUAUCCGUUUGGUUCAUCACUGAUCUCUUUUGUUCCGAUGGCGUUAUUAGCCUUCUAGAGCAGUCGCUCAUCUCGAGGGACCUUGCGGGACCCGAAAUUUUCCUUUUCUUCUUGAUCAUCUUCGUAGAAUUCGCCGUUAUGGCUAUCAGAUUCACCGUCACCUUCUCGGCGUCCGUCGCCUCAAACCUCGCCGCUUCCGGGAAAUGCUCCGCCUCCCGGUUCUUCAACGAGUGCGCAGGGCGAUCACGAAUCUUUCAACACUCGCCCUCACAGAGGCCAGACUCCGGUUACUCCGACUUCCGCCGCCCCAAAUCGGACUCAAUUCCCGUCAAUCCGACUGCAUCCAUGUAUUCGACUCUGGCCAGGGAAAUUCUUGGUGGAGAGACGCAGUCGCCUGUGGUUAUGGGAUUAAUCUCUUUGAUGAAGCAGUCAAUGGGAACUUCUUCUAGCGUAAGUGUUUUGGGAAUUUCGCCGCUUAAAGCAUCGUCGUUCAUUCCGUUCCUACCAGGUUCUAAGUGGUUACCGUGUAAUGAACCCACGAGCACCGAGGUGGAUAGAGGAGGGGCCCUUCUUAGUAGCAGCAGCGCCACCAGCAGCAAAGUUACACCCAAGACUGAAAGUGUAAGUGGUGGUGGUAGUAAGGGUUCAGAGGCAUUUGCCAUGGCCAAGAGUGGUGGUGCUAGUAGCCCGAGCGUUUUGCCACAGAGUAGUGGUAGCAGUAGUAAUAGCUGGCUGUUGAAAUUGAUGAACAUGUGCAUGAGCUCUGAAGAUGCUAAGGCUGCUCUGACUGCUUUCAGUGUUAGCAUUCUUUUUAAGUCGACUUUGGCUGAGCCGAGGUCGAUUCCCUCGACCUCUAUGUACCCAACCCUUGAUGUGGGCGAUCGGAUUCUAGCCGAGAAGGUUUCUUAUAUUUUCAAGCAGCCUAAAGUCUCGGACAUCGUCAUUUUUAAGGCUCCCUCAAUUCUUCAGGAAAUUGGAUUUAGUUCAUCCGAUGUAUUUAUAAAAAGAGUUGUAGCAAAAGCUGGUGACUAUGUAGAAGUCCGUGAUGGGAAAUUGUUGGUCAAUGGUAUUGCUCAAGAUGAGGAUUUCAUCUUGGAGCCACUUGAAUAUGAAAUGGACCCAGUGCGUGUACCCGAAGGCUAUGUGUUUGUAUUGGGAGACAACCGGAAUAACAGCUUCGACUCUCAUAACUGGGGUCCACUGCCUAUCAAAAACAUUGUUGGUAGAUCAGUCUUCCGAUAUUGGCCCCCUUCAAAAGUAUCCGACACUCUGUACAACACAUCCCAGCUGAGUAGUGCUGUUGCAUUCUCGUGAUACUUCACCUUCUUGUUUCUCAGAUUGUUCACCGAGUUUGUGUAUUAACAACCAUUGCCCCUAGCCCACUGGGCUAAUUCAGGUUCCUGUGAAUAUUUACUCAACCUUCUUAGUACUCGAGUGUUUUUGGUGAUGGAUCAUCUUUAUCCAUCAUAAUGUCGAGACUACCACCAAUAGCCUAAGAGUGGCUAGUCCUGAAUUCUUCAUAUGAUGAGUUCCAUUUUCGUUCAGCAGCUUUAUUGGGAUGAAAAUUGAAAUUGGUCUAUAUAUUUGAAUAUGGGAUGCCUGGUGGUUUGAUCACAAGCAACACAUUUGCAGAUUACUCUUUGGUAGUCAUUUGUUUUGGUGGCAGAUGGAGUUUUCGGAAAAAGGGCCAGACCGCGGUGUACCAUGUCGAGACAAUCAGAUAACAGCUGCCAGUGUUUUCUACUUUCUGCCACUUGCCAUCAAUGAUCUAAGUCCAUCCAAGAAUUUCACCUAUGCAAGUGCUGCCGAUUGCAAGCAGAACCAACUACUACUGAUAGUAGUCUGGUGAGACUGGCGUUCUGGGAGAUGUUGCUAUUGCUGAUUAUAUUCAUCAGUUGCUUUGUAAAGACCGCAUCGUAUCUGUAAUGUGUCUGUAAAACAGGUCCGGUUCAACGUGAAAUUUUCCUUUCUUGAGUGAUUUUCUUCCACUUCGACAGCUGUAGGAAAAUUAGGAGGAUGACAUGAACGAUAACCGGGUGUAACAUGAAUUUGACUUGGAUAAUAAGAGUAGGUAUACUCAUCCCAUUAGAAAAA